AUGUUGAUGUUUGUUCCUAUAGGAUAUAUAGUACACUUUGUUACUCGAAAUAUCACUGCAAUCUUUUUUAUGCCCUUUCUAGCUAUCAUACCAUUGGUUAGAUUGCUCGGGUUUACAAAUGAAGAGCUUGCAGAAAGUGUCGGUGAGGUAGUGUUUAUUGAAAAACAAUUAAUAAUAGCUAUAGUAGCGUUGGCGAAUGGUCAAAUUCGUGUUGUUCAAGCGUCGAUGUUGGGUUCUGUACUCUCUAAUAUCCUAUUAGUAUUAGGAUCGUGUUUUCUCGUUGGUGAGCUCGCUAUUCUUAAGGAAGACAAACUUGAACAAAAAUUUAGUUCGAAUGCUGCACAAGCAAGUUCUAGUUUUCGUAUGGAAAAUCAUCUUGAAAAUAGGAUGGUUUUUAAUAACAACUAUGUUGAAUUUAGCAGCCUCAUAUACCAUAAGUCUAUAGCUGAAGGAGGUUUUGGAAAAAUCUACCUUUAUUCCUGGAAAGACCGUUUAUCAUAUGUUAUACUUAAACACUAUAAAAGAGAAGAGAGUUUUGAUAAAACAAUUAGCAAAGAUUAUAUUAGAGAG
Molecule: messenger RNA, 570 nt
Organism: Dentiscutata erythropus
Lineage: Eukaryota; Fungi; Glomeromycota; Glomeromycetes; Diversisporales; Gigasporaceae
Source: the annotation of a GenBank genome assembly